UAAUGAUCCCAGGAGGAAUAUUUUCAUAGUGUCUGCAGGAAAUAAAGGAAAAUUGCCCUCCUUUGUAACGUGUAAACUACAGCCAUAAAAAAUCAUUUAGACAUUGCUUGGAGUCAAUCACUUAAAAGAUUCCAAUAGUAAAAUCAAUACACAAACUCCGAUUAGAUUAGGAAUAGAAAAUAUAUUAGAAUAUUCAUAGAGUUAAGAAAUUGAAUUUAAUGCAUGAAAUACAUUAAGUAAAUCCUAAACUUCAUAAUGAGUUAAAAUAGAUUUAGCAUGAUCAACUGACCCUAAAAUUUGGUAUUAAGUUAUUUCUAUUAUAGCUGAAUACAAACAAUAACAAGAAUAAUGUGCUGAGAUAUUAUCAGAUACUCAGGAUAGUUAUAUUAAGUAUUAACAAUAAUUAGAUCAUCAUGGAUCAGGAUUAAAAAUAUUUCAUAACAGACCUCUCAUUCGGAAUAUAAUGGAAGAAUAUGAUUAAGAAGAGAGUACCUAUAGUGAUUCAUACAUUAAUAAAUAUUUGGAUCUUAAUUGAGU
Molecule: messenger RNA, 537 nt
Organism: Paramecium pentaurelia
Lineage: Eukaryota; Ciliophora; Oligohymenophorea; Peniculida; Parameciidae
Source: the annotation of a GenBank genome assembly